AUGCGCACCUCACCCAUGAAGAGCCUCUUGGCAGGUUCCGCCUUUCUAGCGGCCUCCUGCAACGCCGUCACCCUUUACGCGGCUGAUUCGGGCGGAAAUGUCACAACCCUUUCCCUCACCACCGGCGCCAACGCGAGCUUAUCCGUCGCCUCCAAGUCGGCAGACUGCGAGGUGAACCCAGCCUGGCUCACCCUGGACUCGGCCAACCGUAUCCUCUACUGCCUCGACCGGGGCUCCAACUCGGUUCCCAACGGCUCACUAAACUCCUUCUCUAUCGGGGAUGGAGGCGCCCUGACCCGCAUCGCUCGCAUCCCGGCGCCCGCCAGCGGUGUCGCUGGUGAGAUUGUCACCACCGAGUCUGGUGCUCGCGGUUAUGUUACUGCUUCAUACAACAAGAGCGCAGUUUCCGUCAUUGCCCUGGGCGAUAAAGGAGCUCUCCCCGGCACCGCGCCGCUCCAGGAGUUCUACCCAACCCUCGAGAAGCCCGGCCCGGUGACUGCCCGUCAGGACCUCAGCUACCUUCACCACGUUAUUAUCGACCCCAAGAACCAGUAUGUUCUCCUCGCCGACCUCGGUGGUGACCGGGUCCGCGUCUACACCAAGGACCCGAACAGCGUCGCCCCGAUCAAGGAAGUCGACGGCCUCGUCACCGGCCCCGGCGUCGGGCCCCGCCACGGCGUCUUCAAGACCAUGGCCAACGGCGACGUCGUCUUCUUCUUCAAUGGCGAGCUCGACCAAAACAUCUACUCGUACAAGGUCGAGUACAAGGAGACCGGCCUCGCCUUCACUAAGAUCUCGUCCAUCCCCUCCGUCAACGCCGACUACCCUGCCACCAAGGCCCCGACAAGCGAGAUUGCCAUCACUCCCGACCAAAAGUUCAUCAUCGUCUCGAACCGCGAUGUCUCGUUCCGCGACUCCCCCGUCCUCGGCUCCGGCCCCUCAGACACGAUGUCCACCUUCGCCAUCAAGGACGACGGCUCCCUCGAGUUGGUGCAGCUCGCCCCCUCCGGCGGCUGGUCUCCCCGCCAAUUCUCCAUCAACAAGGCCGGCGACCUCAUCGCCGUCGGUCACCAGAACAACCGCACCGUUGUCAUCUGGAAGCGCGACCUCGUCUCGGGUAAGAUCAUCACCGAGGCUGAGGGUGGCAAGGUUGGUCAGGUCACUCUCACUGGUGCUGUUGUUGCCACCAUCUUUGAUGAGUAG
Molecule: messenger RNA, 1203 nt
Organism: Colletotrichum abscissum
Lineage: Eukaryota; Fungi; Ascomycota; Sordariomycetes; Glomerellales; Glomerellaceae
Product: YkgB
Exons: 3
Coding region: 1-1203 (400 amino acids)
Molecular function (GO): protein binding; 6-phosphogluconolactonase activity
Source: RefSeq, a predicted model, not a curated record